Spizellomyces punctatus DAOM BR117 is the source of this 3071-nucleotide messenger RNA. Its product is annotated as potassium/sodium efflux P-type ATPase, fungal-type. NCBI's taxonomy places the organism in Eukaryota, Fungi, Chytridiomycota, Chytridiomycetes, Spizellomycetales, Spizellomycetaceae. The transcript is spliced from 6 exons. Gene Ontology annotation, cellular component: plasma membrane. Bases 101 to 3007 code for a protein of 968 amino acids. Gene Ontology annotation, biological process: intracellular calcium ion homeostasis; calcium ion transmembrane transport. The record is from RefSeq and is a predicted model, not a curated record. Gene Ontology annotation, molecular function: ATP binding; ATP hydrolysis activity; P-type calcium transporter activity.
GAUUGCGGAAUAUCCUUAUCUACUCUUAAAAUGUAUCAGCAAGGGAUAUAUAAACACCUCAUCCCCCAACCCCCACCCCAACAAAAACCCACAAGGAAUUAUGUUGAAAGAUUUGCGACGCACAAACACAUCGGAAACCUCUCUCAUCCCUCACGCUCAUCACACCCUUGCACCCUCCCAGUCCCUCUUAUCUCUAGGCGUCACCUCUCAAGGCCUAACAACACCCCAAAUCACCGCACGUCGACAAGAAUGUGGUGCCAAUAUCUUGGUUGGCUCCGGGGGUGUCCGGGCUUGGAAGGUGUUGAUCGGGCAAGUAUGUAAUGGGUUGACUGUGGUGUUGGUUGCUGCCAUGUCCAUCGCACUGGCCAUCCAAGACUGGCUCGAAGCCGCCGUGAUCCUCUUUGUUAUCGUCUUCAACACAAUCGUAGGCUUCCUCCAAGAAUACCGUGCAGAAAAAACCAUGGAAGCCCUCCAAAAAACCGCAUCUCCCACCUCCCGCGUUCUCCGCAACGGCCAAACCGAGACCAUCGCGUCUGAAGAUCUCGUACCAGGCGAUAUCCUCUUUCUGGAACAAGGGGACGCCGUUGGAGCCGAUGCACGGUUGAUCGAGGUCUAUAAUCUUCAAGUGGAGGAAGGGCUACUGACGGGUGAAUCCCUCCCGGUAUCCAAAUCCGUUGAUGCGGUUGAAAUGGAUACUGCGUUGGGUGAUCGACUGUGCAUGGUGUAUAUGGGUACAAAUGUCGUCAAAGGGAGAGCAAAAGCCGUGGUGGUCGCAACAGGCAUGCAAACUCAAAUCGGGUCCAUCGCAAAAUCCCUCUCGGAAUCGAGCGAACCGACGAGCACGCCCCUCCAAAAACGACUCAAUCACCUCGCGCUGGCCUUGUUUGUUUUUUCGAUUAUACUGGCUCUCAUUGUAUUCGCUGUGUACGGCUUUGUGUUUAGUCAAGAAGCGUCCAUUUAUGCGAUCAGUGUCGCUAUUGCCAUGAUCCCGGAGGGGUUGGUGGCGGUUGUGACGCUGACCAUGGCGUUGGGGGUCAGGAGGAUGGCAAAGCAAAAGGCAAUUGUACGGAGGUUGGCGGCUUUGGAAGCCUUAGGGUCGACAACAGAUAUUUGUUCCGACAAGACAGGGACACUCACACAAGGCAAAAUGGUCCUCACACAAUUCUACGUCCCACAUAAAGAAACUUACACCGUCACAGGGACCGGUCUGGACCCGACAGGAACCAUCCAAAGCGAGGACCACACAUCAAUCAUCACCGAAACGCUCCCAGACUAUCUGACCCGAUUCGUCCAAUGUGCAGCCUUAUGCAACACGAGCGCGAUUCACAUGGACGAGGAAGGGAUAUGGAACGGUACCGGGGAUCCCACAGAGAUCGCACUCCAAGUCUUUGCUCACAAACUCUCCAGCGGAAAACCCGCCCUCCUCCGCACACCCGACGCACCAACACACCCUUGGACUCUCAUCGCCGAACAUGCUUUUGACUCGACCUUGAAACGCAUGUCCGUCGUCUACAUGCACGAACCAACUAACACGGCAUACGUAUUCGCAAAAGGAGGGUUAGAAUCACUCAUACCCCUCUGCAAAAGCCUCUGGGAUGAAACACCUUUGACCGAACACAUACGUGCCGAAAUCACAGGCAAGGUUAACGACAUGGCUUCAAGAGGUUUACGCGUUCUAUGCCUCGCCUAUCGACGUCUAGGCUCCACACCAUCCACCCGAGACGCAACGGAAAAAGAUUUGAUGCUGUUGGGGUGGGCGGGUAUCAAUGAUCCGCCGCGACCCGAGACGGCCUCAGCCGUUCAAGCAUGCCACCGCGCGGGAAUCACAGUACGAAUGUUAACUGGCGACCACCCCCGCACAGCUGCAGCUAUCGCAGAACAGGUGGGGAUCCUCGAUAUGAGUGGCAGUCACACCACCGUCUGUAUGGACGCAGUGGAAUCCAAACGUGCAUGGACGGGCCCCGAAUUCGAUGCCUUGACAAGCGACCAGGUGGAUGCAUUACCGGAACUACCUCUCGUCGUCGCGCGGUGUACGCCAGAUACCAAAGUCCGUAUGAUUGACGCCUUGGACCGACGGAAGAAGAUUGCCGCCAUGACGGGUGACGGCGUCAAUGAUUCCCCAUCCCUCAAAAAAGCACCAAUAGGUAUCGCAAUGGGCACCGGAAGCGACGUAGCAAAACAAGCCUCCAGUAUCGUCCUCACCGAUGACAAUUUCGCAACAAUCGUAUCAGCCAUCGCACAAGGCCGGCGAAUCUUUAGUAAUAUCCAGAAAUUCGUCUUGCAUCUCAUGACGACCAAUGUAGCCGAAAUCGUUGCAUUGAUUAUCGGAUUGGCGUUUGUCGAUGGGAGUGGAACGAGUGUUUACCCACUCAGUCCCCUCCAAAUCCUCUUUGUCAACAUGGUCACAAGUUCACCUCCAGCCAUGGCACUCGGCAUUGAACCCCCACAACCCACCCAGAUGUCCCACGCCUACACACCAACCCUCUUUUCACGCAACAUGAUAUUCGAUAUAACAUACUACGGUCUCACAAUGGGAUCCCUUACUCUCGCCGUCUUUAUCCUCCGGAUUUUCGCAUUCGGAAAUGGGUUAGGCCACGGAUGCAAUUUAUACCAUGAUGACGAUGAUUCGAUUGCAGGGUGUAGGGAUGUCUACCGCGCGCGUGCAACAGCCUUUGUCACUCUCACUUGGACCAUCCUUAUCCAUGCCUACGUAUGCAGGCACCGCACACAGAGCACAUUCCACGGAUGGAAAACCAACAAAGCCCUAGCGUACUGCUGUCUAUUCGGUAUGGUCAUUGUCGUGCCCGCGCUGUAUAUCCCCGGCACGCAAUACGUCUUUCGGCAUGAAGGUAUAGGAUGGGAAUGGGGGAUGGUCGUUGUGGCUUGCUUGGUGUAUAUUGCGUCGGCGGAGGGGUACAAGUUUUUGUGGAGAGUUUGGAUGAGGAGAAGGGGGCAGAAUGAGAUUGUGGAGGCACACGAAGAAAUGAAGAUGGUGGGUGAUGCAUGAUGGUUAUUGUAUCUAGGGAAUGGCAAGACAUUUUGUAAAAGGACGGUCAUAUAAUAUAUUUUUC